Molecule: messenger RNA, 787 nt
Organism: Bradysia coprophila
Lineage: Eukaryota; Metazoa; Arthropoda; Insecta; Diptera; Sciaridae
Source: RefSeq, a predicted model, not a curated record
UGUACUAAAAUAUAGACUUUUGCGGAAUGCUUUACUAUAAGAUUCUAUGGUUACAAGAUAAAUGCACUUUUCGCGGUUUAUUGGUCUUAUCACAGAUUUGAUAAGAGUUUUGUAAUCAACUUGAUAUGUUCAAUCGAGUAAGAUACAAUGACCACCAAGAUUCCAGAUACAGAUUUUAAUGUACCUUGGUCACAAGCUGUGUGGCUAAAUCCACCCCCACAAGUUUCAGAAAUAGAAAAUGAUAUAUUGGUGUCAACAGGUGCAGAAACAGACUUUUGGAGAAUAACGUCGUACAAUUUCAUACAUGACAAUGGUCAUGCUCUUUUAACUGAACUGAGUGAUGGAAGAGCAGUAGAAGUUACUUUUAAGGCACUGUUUGACGCUCAGUUUGACCAGGCAGGCCUUCUCGUUUACAUUGACGAAAAAAACUGGAUCAAAGCGGGUGUUGAAUUAUCGGAUGGAGUACCGCAACUGGGCGCUGUUGUCACGAAAACUAUGUCGGAUUGGUCUGUAGCUCCUGUACCGAAUUGGAAUGAUGGAUCUACACCAGUGACAGUCAGAGUAAGUCGUUCAGGGAACGCACUUACGAUAAGAGCGAGAUUGGGUAACAAUCCAUGGCAAUUUGUACGACUAACGCCGAUCGAGGAAAAUGCUAAGAUUACCACUGGUCCAAUGGUAUGUUCACCGACUCGUACCGGACUGCAGGUCCGAUUUACCAAGUUUGCUCUUGGACCUGCAGAUCUAGCAUUGCAUGAUUGAAGUUGAAUCGUUUUUGUGUUAUGAAAAU